This is a messenger RNA of Podarcis lilfordi (Lilford's wall lizard), 10044 nucleotides long. The record is from the annotation of a GenBank genome assembly. Lineage: Eukaryota; Metazoa; Chordata; Lepidosauria; Squamata; Lacertidae.
CCGCCCGCCCCUCGCCCGCUAUAAGGCGCCGUGGGGCGGCGGGCGCCCCGUCGGGCAGCGGCGGCGGCGGCGGUGCGAGCGAUGGCUGCGAACCGGGUGGGGCGGCGCCUGGGCCGGGCUUCGCCGGCGCGCCCGGCCGGGCUGUCUCCGGGGGGCGGCCGCGCGGCCGAGAGGACGCCCAGCCCGGGCAUCCAGCGGCGCCAGGCGAGGGUCACCGUCAAGUACGACCGGCGGGAGCUGCAGCGGCGCCUCGACACCGAGAAGUGGAUCGACGGCCGCCUGGAGGAGCUCUACCGGGGACAGGUGAGCGGGCCGAGGGAGGCGAGGGAGGGGGACGCCCGCCCGCCCGCCCCGUCGGAAGCCUCUCGGGGAGACUCCACGGUUCCUCCGGCGCGGCUACUGAUGCCGCUGCCUCGACAGAGGGGCAAGGAGGGGCAGGAUCCGGACUGCCAUCUGGGGAAAGAGGCGCAUCUGGUGAGGGGCUGGAGGCGGGGGUCUUCUGCCGUCCUCCCUGGGGAGCGAGGGGCCCGGCAUGAGGCGGCGUGUGGGCUUAGCAUCCGAGGAGCGUAGAGCUGGAAGGGAACUCCAGGGGUCAUCGAGCCCAACCCGCUGCUUCCAAGGAGGCUCACGCACGGAAGAAGGCUUUAGGGUCGGGCCAAAGAGAUGCUCCCAGCUCAGAAGUUGCCGAGAGGGAACCAUGGGCAACACGAGAGUGGCAGCAGAAUCCUCUCGCGGAAGAAGCAGGGCUCAUUUAGCCUGCGGAACUCCCAGCCACUGCGUGGGCUCUUUGUAGGUCACCGGGAAGGAAGUCGCUGUUUCCAGGAAGCCUCAGGAUGGAGCUGCUCGCCCUGACCCAGCUGCCCCCACUUUCCUGGCCAUUGCUGGGGCAGCAGCUCGUGGGUCUGAGCCCCCCUUUGGGCAAAAGAUUCCUGCAUUGCCCGGGGUUGGAGCAGACGGGGUCCCUUUUCACACUACAGGUCUGUGAUCCUUUCUCUUCCUGUGCUAGGGAUCUGUGAUCCAGCCAGGCCUGCUCCUCUCUUGCCCCAGAUGCCAUCGCCCGGCUGUGUGGCAUCCCUGAAGCUGGAGCAGGUCGGCUGCAGCCCCUUCUCCCUCCUGGCCCCCCUGGGGGGCUGCAGCCCCUUCUCCCUCCUGGCCCCCCUGGGGGGCUGCAGCCCCUUCUCCCUCCUGGCACCCCUUCCAUUUUCCUCUCCUGCCAUCCCAAUAUUUCUAUGUGGCUUUCCGAUGGGCAGAAUCCCCAUUAAUCUCGCCAAAUCCCUUUCUUGAUCUUUCUUGAUUACUUGCCCUCGGGCAGGAUUAAGGCACUGCCCAAGACAUAUGGUGCCAGGAUGUGAAAUGGGGGGAGAGGGUCUCAGCUCAGGGGCAGGGAACUGCCAAGGCCCCAGGCAGGACUGGGGGAACCAGAGAGCCCUGCCCAGUCCCAGCAAGAUGCGGCAGCCGGUCAGAUUCUGGCGAAGGAAGCUGGCCUGCCUUGUUUAUUUAUUCCUUGCAUUUAUUUCCCAACUUUUUCUCCAAGGAGCUCAAAGUGGGGCGCGUGGUUCUCCUCCCCAUCUAUUAUUAUUAUUAUUAUUAAUAAUAAUAAUAAUAAUAUAAUAUACCACCCUAUACCCAGGGGUCUCAGGGAGGUUCACAAAAUAAAAUCAAGAUAUAAAACCACAAAAUACAUAAUAAAAAUAAUUACAACAACCCAAUUCCCCCCCAACAGAAAAACACAUUUUAAAAAGGCAUAGGGUAUAUCCCUGCAACAACCCUGUGAGGCAGGCUAAGCUGAGAGAUGCAGUGAUUUGUCCCCCAAGUCACCCAGUGAACUUAAUGGCUGAGUGGGGCUUUGACCCCUGGUCUCCCAGGUCCGACUCCAACCACUAUGCCACACUGUCUCCCUCUGCACCGUCUCCUAAUGGGAAUCCUUUUCUGCUCUGAUUUGGCUGGAGAGUCUGGAUCCUUCCUUCCUUGGUGGCCCUUCUUUCAUCCAGGCCUUUCUUCUCCUGUGGAUCCCACAUUGCACCCCCCACCCCCACAUGCGCAGGCCCCUGCCCACCCGUCAUGGGGCUGGUCUUGCUUGCCCAUCCCCUCUCUCUCCCUCCUCUGCUGCCACCCCACCUCAGUCCAGCUCCUCUUGGAGGGGCCCCUGCCUGCUCUUGGUGCCUCCCCAUAUUCCAGAGCAAUGAAAGGCAGAAUCAGAACUCGGGUCCCUUCCCAGACCCCUCUGGAAGUACGCAAGGAUGCUGCCCCUGUGAUUAACAAUAAGAGCAACAAAAAUAAUUAAGACCAUUUCUGUGCUGCUCUUGGAGGCGACCUGGAGCUAUUGACUUUGCCUUUAUUAAUUGAAUUAAUAUCCUGCCCUUCAUCCCAAGCCCACAGGGCGGUUUGUCAGUGGGCAUCUCCUCCUCCUGUCCCCCCCCUCGAAGGGGCUGCUUUGGGGUGGCUUGCGGGGGGGGCAGACCUCAGCUGGUCCCACGAAAGAGUGGCUUUUCAAGAGGAAGAGAAUGCAUUCCUGCAGCCUGAGGCCUGGGAGGGAGCGAGUGGGGGGCGGGGGGGGGGCGGAGAGGAGCCAGACCCAUCUAUAAAAGAGGCGCCCGCAACCCUGCCAUGAAAGGAAAGUUUCCAGCCCGGCUGGCUUGGCGCAUCCCAGGGGAGUUGCAGCGAGAGGAGCAGGACUCAGCUGGCCGGCGAAUUCUGCAGCCGCGCAGCAGUGGGGGGGACGGGACACAGCAGCGUUUGCCCCCGCCUUGCCUGCAGGCCUCCCCCCGAACCCCUUUGCUCAGGUCAGGACGCCCGGGGAGGCUGCAGCUACUGGGGCAAGUGAUGGGGAGAGCUGGUUCUCUGGCGGCCGCCCUGGCUGAGCCCAGUGGGAAGCGCUGCUGAUCUUGGGUUGGCUUCCAGGGCUGUCUGCAGGCGUGUCAACAGCUCAGGCCUCCGAUCAGGAGCCCGGCAGUGCAGGUCUGUCCGGUUGGCCGGCAGAGGAGGGAGGAGGUGGCCUUUCCCGGCAGGGCCCGAUCCCUACGGGAUGCCUGAUCCUUACGGAAGAGGCUCCUGCCUUGACAAACAGGUCUUGAACAGGCCUGGAGGGAGUCCUCUGCCUUUAACUGAGGCCUGGAGGGAGUCCUCUGACCUUUUAUUUUUCAGGGAUAUUUUAAUGUUUGGUGUGUGUGUGUGUGUGUGUGUGUGUGUGUGUGUGUGUGUGUGCGCAUAGCACGGUUCCACUUUGCAAGCCACCCCAGAAGGCUCUUGACCCUUUCAGCCUGCAUAAACGAAGAUAAUGAAAGCAAAUAGAAGCUGACCCACUCCUCCGUGGGCGACAGGGCCUUGGGUGCGCUGGGUGGCCUGGCCUCUUCUGCCUUCCCCAGCCCCCUCUGCAAGACCCCUCUUAGCAGCCCAGGGCUGGAGGAAGGCAGAGGGGCAGCAGCUCCCUCUUUCUGGAGGGAGUUUGGGAGUGGCGCCACCAGCCAAGUCUUUGCAGGAAGGAUGGCGAAUGAAUGAAUUUUAUUAUUACGGUCACAGACCAGGUCCGGGUCACUUACAAUAUCAGGAAAAUAAUAAUAAUAAUAAUAAAUUUUAUUUAUAUCCCGCCCUCCCCAGCCAAAGCCGGGCUCAGGGCGGCUAACAACAAUAAAACAGUACAAAAGUACAGCACAAACAACACUCUAAAACCAUUCAUUAUAAAAUUAAUUCAAAUCAAGCCACUGGCAACCAUUAAGCAAAAUUCUGUGCAGAUUGCCAGAGGAGGGAGUCAGGCUGUGCCCUGGCCAAAGGCCUGGUGGAACAGCUCUGUCUUGCAGGCCCUGCGGAAAGAUGUCAAGUCCCGCAGGGCCCUGGUCUCUUGGGACAGAGCGUUCCACCAGAUCGGGGCCAUGGCUGAAAAAGCCCUGGCUCUAGUUGAGGCCAGCCUAACUUCUCUGUGGCCUGGGACCUUCAAGAUGUUUUUAUUUGCAGACCAUAAGUUUCUCUGUGGGGCAUACCAGGAGAGGCGGUCCCGUAGGUACGAGGGUCCUAGGCCGUAUAGGGCUUUAAAGGUUAAAACCAGCACCUUAAACCUGAUCCUGUACUCCACCGGGAGCCAGUGCAGCUGGUAUAGCACCGGGUGAAUGUGAUCUCGCAGCGAAGACCCCGUAAGGAGUCUCGCUGCAGCAUUCUGCACCCGCUGGAGUUUCUGGGUCAGUCUCAAGGGCAGCCCCACGUAGAGCGAGUUACAAUAAUCCAGUCUGGAGGUGACCGUCGCGUGGAUCACAGUGGCUAGGUCAGGGCGAGAGAGGUAAGGAGCCAACUGCUUAGCUUGGCGGAGAUGGAAAAACGCCGCCUUUGUUAUAGCUGCAAUCUGCGCCUCCAUGGAAAGGGAGGGGUCGAAGAUUACACCCAAACUCUUAACGGACGGUGCUGGCACUAAUUGCACCCCCACAAGAGAUGGGAGUUGCCCCCCCAAUCCCAUAUCGUCCCGUCCCAGCCAGAGGACCUCUGUCUUCGAAGGAUUUAGCUUCAACCGGCUCCCACGUAACCAUCCAGCCACAGCUUCCAAACAUCUGGUCAGUGUGUCUGGGGCCGAGUCAGGAUGGCCAUCCAUCAACAGAUAGAGUUGGGUGUCAUCGGCAUACUGAUGGCAACCCAGCCCAAAACUCCGGACAAGCUGGGCGAGGGGGCGCAUAAAGAUGUUGAAAAGCAUUGGGGAGAGUAUCGCACCCUGAGGCACUCCACACACCAAGGAGUGGUGCAAUGACAAUUCCCGCCCCCAAGCACCACCCUCUGUCCCCGACCAGAGAGAAACGAGCGCAGCCAUUGGAGGACUGUGCCGAUCCCCAAGUCGGCAAGUCCAGGAGUUCGUGAUCGACCAUGUUGAAAGCUGCUGACAGAUCUAGAAGAAUCAGCAGCCCCGACCCACCUUGAUCCAGCUGUCUACGAAGAUCAUCUGUUAGGGCAACCAGAGUCGUCUCGGUCCCAUGACCAGCGCGGAAGCCGGACUGGAAUGGAUCCAGAGCCGAUGUUUCAUCCAGAAACCCACCAAGCUGUUCAGCAACCGCUCUCUCAAUCACUUUUUACUCAUAAAACACAAAACACAAUUGCAAUUGGGUACAACAGAGACAAUUCAGAUAUAGUGGCAGUUAUAUAUACAGUGGUGCCCCGCAAGACGAAUGCCUCGCAAGAUGGAAAACUCGCUAGACGAAAGAGUUUUCCGUUUUGGAGGUGCCUCGCAAAACGAAUCUGCUAUGGGCUUGCUUCGCAAGACGAAAAUGUCUUGCGAGUUCCUGGGUUUUUUUUUUCCUUUCCCCCCUCUUUUUCUAAGUCGCUAAGCCGCUUAUCUGCUUAUCCGAUAAGUUGAUAAGCUGCUAAAAGCCGCUAAUAGCCGCUAAUAGCGCUAAUAGCGCUAAUCCGCUAAUCCCAUCAAUGGGCUUGCUUCGCAAGACGAAAAAACCGCUAGACGAAGAGACUCCCAGAACGGAUUCUUUUCGUCUUGCGAGGCACCACUGUAUAUCACUAAAAUAUAACCUAAAAUUAUCAUUUAAAACCUUCGUCACUUUGGUAGUACCACUUGUUCCCUAAGUUUUAUGGCAGUCGCACAGAAUUUGGCCACCCUGAGUGUGAUCUCCAGAUCCUUGUUCUCUACCAGGAGUUUUAGACAUUGAAGUUCGGACCCAUUUGGAGAUUUUUUUAUAACAGGAGUGAUGAAUACCGAGCGUAGAUCCCCGCAGAAACGGCAGCGUGACAAGGCAUGAGAGACAGUUUCUACCUCCACGAAGCUGCAGGGGCAGACUCAGGAAGGAGGGUGGCAAAGGGGGCAUUUGGGAGGGGGAGAGGGGUCAACUGCGAUGGAGGACGAAGGCUGUUGCUUCUGGAAUGGAGCUUCCGGCCUCUGCUCUUCGCAGAGCAUACAGGGAGGGCUCUCUGGCCAGCAGCUACGCUCUGUCUGGUCAGAGGCAGCGAUGCUUCUGAAUCCCAGCUGCUGGAAACCACUGGAGGGGAGAGAGCUGCUCUUGCACCCCAGUCUCGCUUGUGAGUUUCCCAUGAGGGCGUCGGGUUGGCCACUGUGAGAACAGGCUGCUGGACCAGAUGGGUCUUUGGCCCAUCUUCUGUUCUUGGGAUCUCCUACCGAGCCUGCUUGUGGUGGCUGGCCUCCCUAUUCCAGAGUCCUGUAAAGGGUCUGGUCCCUGGUGAGGCCUUGCUUGGGCACAGGAUGCCUCUCCUGAGGUUUGGGGCGCUUCCUUGGUCCCGCAGAGACCCAGCUUGAUCCCCUGGCUUUCGUUGCAGGAAGCAGAGAUGCCGGACGAGGUGAACAUUGAUGAUCUGCUGGAGAUGGCCACAGACGAGGAGCGGGCCAAGAAGCUGCAGGUUGGUGCAGGAGGCUGCUGCCGUGGGGGGGGGGCUCUGUCUCAGUGCCAGGUCAGCUGCGUGGCUUGCAAGAGGUUACCCAUCCUAGCCUGGCAGCAUCUUCCGGUAGGGCAAGGAAACAGCCUUGCAGAGCCUUUCCCAAGUCAGCGUGGAGACUGCGCUGGGUGGAGCGGCGUUCUCAGCCAGGUUGAGGCAGGACCCCAUGUUCCUGUGCCCCAAAUGUGGAGGGAGGGAGCUUUGUGCAGGAAACCCCUCCGGAUGAGAUCCCUGAAAGAGCCAUCUUGGAGUGUGGAAGGUCACAAGGUCCCUGGCAUUUCCAGGUGGGGCUGGGCGAGAGGUGCUGCCAGCCAGUGUAGACAGUAUUGAGUCAGAUGGACCAAUAGUCUGACUCUGUAUAAGGUGGCUUCUUUACGGUCCUCUCCCAAGGCUGGUGGGCAGGAUCCAGCGCUCCUGAUGAUAAGAUUUCCAGCCUCUGCACAUUUGUGAGCAAGCGAGUUCUGCCUCUGGCCUGGGGGCAAUAACCAGGGAUCCGCGGGGUAAAGGCCACUGGUGCAAUUGAUAAGCACGCCUGCCAUGUUGCCGCGCCAGCUGGAAAGAAAUCCAAAUAGUAAUCAAUCGAAACCAAAAGAGUUUAAAGCGGAAGGGCACCCAAACGUUAUCCAAGGGGAGAUGAGUUUGCAGCAGGCCGAGGGGCCAGGGGGCCUGGGCGGGAGGGAGGCUUUUGGGGGAUGGGGUUCGCAGCUGCACCGGGAGCAAAGAGAAGUGGGAUUCUCCUCCUGCCCCCUCCCCAAAUUCCAGGGUCAGAGGAGGGGGCUGAGGUGCAAGGCGGGCUCCCCCAGCUGUUCCUCAUUCUCCUCUCUUUGCAGAGCAUCUUGGAGUCCUGCCACAAGGACACAGAGGUGGGUGCCUUUGCUCUUUGACCCCCAGGGACCCCUCUGGCUUUUACCCUGCAAGGGGAGGGAGGGGAAUUAGCCGCUUGCCCCCCCCCCCAGCACCUGCCGGAUGAAGCCUCUCCCAGCAGGAGUGGUUGUCUGUGGAGGAGGAGGAGGAGGAGGAGGAGGAGGAGGAGGAGGAGGAGGAGGAGGAGGGGAGGAUGCAGCUCCCAUCGCUGGCGCAAAGCCCUCCCCACCCAGAUACACAACACAGCCUCCCCCCUCCCUCCCUCCCUCCCUCCCGGUGGCUGCUGGGAUGGCUGCUGGAUCCUCCAGGGAUUCCUGGCGUUCCAAUCCCAGCUGGUCACUCCGAAAAGCAUCCCCGCCUCCCCCACUGGAUCCCUUCUGCUGAGAAGCACGGAGCCCCUCCCCCCAGGGCUAGCCAGCCUGGAUGCUCUCAGGGCAGGGAGCUGGGGGGCAGCUUCCGGGGGGGCACUGUGAGAAGAGGAUGCUGGAUGGGGGGAGGCAAUGGCCACAGCCAGGCUUUUCUGAUGUCCUUAUGGAACCCCCAGCUCCACAGGCAGUCUACCUGGACUCCUAAAGGUAAAGGGACCCCUGACCAUUAGGUCCAGUCGUGACCAGCUCUGGGGUUGCGGCGCUCAUCUCGCUUUACUGGCCGAGGGAGCCGGCGUACAGCUUCCGGGUCAUGGGGCCAGCAGGACUAAGCCGCUUCUGGCGAACCAGAGCAGCGCACGGAAACGCCAUUUACCUUCCCGCCGGAGCGGUACCUAUUUAUCUACUUGCACUUUGAUGUGCUUUUGAACUGCUAGGUUGGCAGGAGCAGGGACCGAGCAACGGGAGCUCACCCCGUUGCGGGGAUUCGAACCGCCAACCUUCUGAUCGGCAAGUCCUGGGCUCUGUGGUUUAGGUAGACGGAUAUUUGGUCCCUUUGAGAGGAGGAUGCUGGAGCGGAUGGGCCCCUGGUCUGAUCCAGCAGCCAGGCUCUCCUUGGGAAUGCUUUCUCCCUCCCUUGCCGGCCGUUUUGACCCGGCUGUUGGCCCAGCCUGGCCUCUGACCCUCUCUCCCCACCGGCCAGAGAGAGGCGGGACUCACCCCUUCCUUCCUUCCUUCCUUCCUGUCGCAGGACUUCAUCCAGGAGCUGCUGGGGAAGCUGAGGGGCCUCCGGACAGAGCACGUCCUCCGCCGGACCAGCCCCGACAGCGGAGGCGGUGGCAGCCGGGAGAGAGCGGAUCAGGGCCUGGGGAGCCCGGAGGAGCGAGUGUGAGAGCCACCUGCUCUUGCGGAAGGCUUUGCCGAAAGCCUCAGGGGUGGACUCCUGGGGGAGGACGGGGGGUGGGGGAAAUAUAGAGGUCAGGCUGCCGGCAGCAGCAACGGUAGGGUCCCAAUGGUGUCUGGAUGAGGCGCAUCUCCCCCCAGUUGCAUCUGGCUGCAGGGAGGUCCCCCGCCCCACAGCUGCUGCACCCCUGCGCCCCCCAGCAGCAUCUCUGAACCCCCUCCCCAUUGUACAGUGAACAGUCUUGUCUGCUUUCUGUGUAUCCUGUAAUAAAGCACUCUAUGUCUCAAACGGCUCACAGGUCAGCUGCUGCCUCGGCUGUGGAGGUGGGGGGUUUUCCAGGGGGAGGGGGUACCUGUCGCACACCUGCUGCUGACAUCGGCUGCAGGGAUAGGCAGCCUGUGGCCCCCCAAAGCCAUCAGGGAAACAUGCAGUUGGAAGGGACCCCCCAGGGCCAUCUAGUCCAGCCCCCUGCAAUGCAGGAAUUGCUGCUUUGGAUCCUGCUGGGCCCCCCCUCAAGUGCCCAGAAGCCUCUUUUGGGGCUCUGGCCUCCAGCUCUGCUUCUUGUGAACCAGAGUCCAUUCAUGCCCCCCUCUCUCUCUGCCAGGGGCAAACUCUGGGGCUCCUCUCCAGCUCAAAAAUGAUGCCAGUGUGGCUGGGCUCUGAGGUUGGCUUCUGCUGCUGCCUCCGUGACCCCCUGCUGCCCUCCCCCUUUGGGGGCCGUGAGCCUGGCCUCCAGUGGCCUUUGGGGCUGGGGGGUAGUAGCCGUGCCUGGGCCCAGUGGCCGUCUCCGGGACGCAGCCUCUCCCAGUUGCCGAUCUUGUUUACAGCGCAGGAUAAACAGCUGCACGCAGCACAUCCCUUUUGGACGGGAACAACAAGGCCUUCUCCGCUGGCCUCUCCUGACCUUCCCAGGCUGCGUCUUCCUGCAUUUCCAGCUCUGUCAGGGUUUGGGCAGAGAGGGGGAGCAGGUCCCACCCCCUUGGUGGGGAGGCUGCCCUUUUCAUAAGGGGGGGGGGUUCCCCUCCUGGAGAGCUGGCCUUGUCUCUUCACUUUAAAACAGGCUUCUCCUGCCCCAGUUGUCUUCCCCAUGGACCCAAAGAGCUGGACGGGACUCCGAUUUCAAGGCAGGCGUCUCUGGCAGGUGGCCAACCCGGCCUCUGAGAGACCACAGCCUUUGGAGGGAGUCAAGCAGCUCUUACUGUCACCAAGUUCUUGGUUCUUAGAAUCUCCUCCCUUGUAACUUGAAUUCAUCGGUUCAGUUCCCCCCCUCCAGAGCAGGGAGAAACAGGCGUGUUCCUCCUUCCAUGUGGCAGCGCUUGAGUUUUGGGAAGCCAGCUCUCCUAUCUCCUCUUAGUCUCCUCCAGGCUAAACACCCCCAGCCCCUUCAGCUCUUCCUCAUAAGGCUUGCUUUCCAGACCCGGGAUUAUUUACAUCACCCAGAUUAAAAUGUGUUGCCCAGAACCGGCCGCAGUAUUCCAGGUGUGGCCUGGCCCAGGCAGAAGAGAGGGAACGGACUUCCCUUGAUCUGGACACCCGAUU